This is a messenger RNA of Eutrema salsugineum, 1045 nucleotides long. Its product is annotated as B3 domain-containing protein At3g19184. Gene Ontology annotation, molecular function: DNA binding. The transcript has 7 exons. The record is from RefSeq and is a predicted model, not a curated record. NCBI's taxonomy places the organism in Eukaryota, Viridiplantae, Streptophyta, Magnoliopsida, Brassicales, Brassicaceae. Bases 106 to 891 code for a protein of 261 amino acids.
AAAUUCGUUUUACUAAGACGAAAAAAUAAAGAGAAGAAACCCAACGGUCACUUCAAGCGCAUUCAAGACUUUUUUUCUCAUUUUUUUUUUUGUUCAUAGGAACAGAUGGUGGAAUCAUCGGAGCUGAGCUAUGAACAGAUUCGUUUGAAGAGGGUGGAAGAGAACAAAAAGAGAAUGUUUGAGCUUAAUCUCAACAAGCUCGCUCAAUCUCUCCGCGUCUCUUCUGCCAAGCCUUGUCCAGCUAAGACAAGGAUGCAGCGUGUUCCGGUGGACUUGUCGGAGGUCAGGAGGUCAAACCGGCCGAAGAAUCCGCCUCCGAGUUACAGAGAGAUGGGGCUAGAACCUCUGGAAAGGCCAAGAAGGACCUAUCAAAGAAGAGAUUUGCUGAACCGCGUGUAUGCCUCAGACGAGGCAAGAGUGUAUGCAGUCCACAAGGCAGAGAUGCUUCAGUCAAGCUUAGAACCUGGAUUCCCAAGCUUUGUUAAGUCAAUGCUCCAGUCACACGUAACCGGAGGAUUUUGGCUGGGCUUGCCGCAUCAGUUUUGCAGGACACACCUGCCACACCGCGAUGAAAUGAUCACUUUGGUUGAUGAAAACGAUGAGGAAUUUCUGGCCAAAUAUCUUGCUGAGAAGAAUGGUCUUAGCGGAGGCUGGAGAGGUUUCGCCAUUGAUCAUCAGUUAGUCGAUGGAGAUGCUCUUGUGUUUCACCUUAUCAAUUCAACAACGUUCAAGGUGUAUAUCACUAGGGUAUAUGAUGAAGCAAACAAUGAUUCAGAUAGGAAUGAUAAAGAGAAUGAAAUUGAAAUAAACAAGAAACAAGAGGAGAAUUGUUCUGAAGCUGGUAGGCUGCGAAGCUGCAGUGGUAAAAGGAAAAGAGGAGGCAGGAAGUAGAGUUUGAAGGUCGGACUAGGACUUCAAUGGAAGGAUGUAGUUUAAACAAGGGUGCCUAAAAAGAAAACCCUUUUUUCUUUGGUGUCGGAUGAGCAGUGAAGUUAUGUAUGUGAUGGGGACCAUUACGGCAAAUAUUUUGGUAGCUAAGGGGUGU